Lottia gigantea (owl limpet) is the source of this 1872-nucleotide messenger RNA. RefSeq lists its product as hypothetical. Gene Ontology annotation, cellular component: nucleolus. Bases 1 to 1872 code for a protein of 623 amino acids. The transcript has 9 exons. Gene Ontology annotation, molecular function: methyltransferase activity. Lineage: Eukaryota; Metazoa; Mollusca; Gastropoda; Lottiidae. Gene Ontology annotation, biological process: rRNA base methylation. The record is from RefSeq and is a predicted model, not a curated record.
AUGAGUGUUUACUUGACAGCGGCACGAGUAUUGAAGGAAGCACUUUUAAAGAAGGGAACGUUGAAAACAUUGGUGUAUUCAAGUUCUGAAAAGGAUAAAAGAAAAUUGUUCGCGUUGGUUUGUGAAACCCUUAAACAUCAGAAGAUUUUAACGCUGAUCUUGGAAGAUACAGAAUUAUUAACAUUGUAUGGCUGGAACGAAGAAACGUCCAAUCAGCUAUAUCUUGCUAUCACUCUACUCUAUGAUUUCCUGUAUGGUAAAGGUCUUGGAAAAGCUGGCAGAAUUAGGUCUUUGAUAACGAAACAUAAAAGAGUGGUUUUAUCAUCGUUCAACAAGUUGAAAGAAAAUAAUGAAAUACCAGAAGCUAAAAAGACAAAGAACUCAGUUUGUCUACCUAGAUAUAUCAGAGUCAAUACGCUAAAAUCAACAAAAGAAGAAAUAGUGGAAAGAUUUCAAAAUGAAGGCUGGAUAUUACGAAAUGAUCUCAUUGACUCAGAUAACUAUUACGAGGCACUGAAGAAUUUAAAUGAAGAAGAAUUUGUAGAAGAUCCUGAUAUUCCAAAUCUCUUGGUGUUUCCUCCAAGAACUGACUUCCAUUCUCAUUAUUUAAACCAGUCUGGUGCCAUUAUACUUCAAGAUAAAGCUAGCUGUUUUCCUGCGUAUGUUUUGAACCCAGUAGAAGGGAGUAAGGUGAUAGAUAGUUGUGCUGCACCAGGCAAUAAAACAACACAUCUGGCUGCCAUUAUGAAUAACACAGGGAGCAUCUCAGCAUUUGAUUUGAGUAAAGAGAGAAUAAAGACAUUAGAAGAAUUUAUAGAGAAAGCUGGUGUAGAGAAUACAACUAUUAGAUGUAAUGACUUUAUGAAGAUAAACCCUAGUAUCAAGGGCUGUGAAGAUGUAGAAUAUAUUCUAGUUGAUCCUUCUUGUAGUGGCUCUGGUAUUGCUGAACGAAGAAAUGACCUAACAGACGACGAUCAUUCAAUUACCAAAAAGAGGCUGCGUAAAUUGAGUAACUUUCAAUCCUUGUUGUUACAACACGCUCUCACGUUUCAUUCGGUACAUCGUGUUGUUUAUUCAACGUGUUCCAUUCACGAAGAGGAAAAUGAAAGAGUGGUGGAUGAAGUUUUGAGAAAAUUUGGCGACAGCUUUGAAUUGGAAAAUAUUUUGCCGGAAUGGAAAGAACGAGGAAAGGAGGGUUACGAUUGUUCUGAUUUUUGUAUCCGUCUGAAUACAGCUAAUCACAUGACUAAUGGCUUCUUUUUAGCCAGUUUCGUUUCUAGAAAUUUCCAAUCUGAUUAUUCAUGCACUGAACAGAAAUCUCGGAAAGAUGCCAAGGAAUGUAUUGAAAAUAUAAAUGAACAAUCAGAACCCUGUGAGUUAGAAAAUGGCCACAUUGAUGAAGAAAUGACUUCUGCCCGCAAAAAAUCAAAGAAAAAGAAAAAAAGCAAAGAAAGGAAUAGAGAUUCAUCAGAAAGGGAUUUGGAAAAUGGCGGAGAAUUUUGUGAAAAUCAGGAAGCAGACGUCAAGUUGAAAAAACAUAAAAAGAAGAAAAAUAAACACAAUGAGCAAAAUUUGAGUGAAAAUGAAAUUGAGGAUAAGUCUGAAAGAAAAUUGUCAAAAAGAAAGAAAAAGAAAGACACAAACUUAUGUGAGAGUGACAUUUUGGAAACAUCCGAAAAUGAAAAGCCCAAAAAAAGGAAAAAGAAAAGAAAGCAUAGUGCUGAAACAGAGUUAUCGGAUGAAAGCUCCGUCGAGGAAGAGGUCGUUAAACCAAAAAAGAAAAAGUUGAAAGAUAAAGACAGUGAAAUUAAAACAACAAAUUGUAAGAAAAAGAAAAAACAUAAAAAGAAACAUGAGGGUUCAGAUGAUUAA